Bathycoccus prasinos is the source of this 432-nucleotide messenger RNA. Its product is annotated as EGL-43. Gene Ontology annotation, molecular function: RNA polymerase II cis-regulatory region sequence-specific DNA binding; DNA-binding transcription factor activity, RNA polymerase II-specific. The transcript has a single exon. The coding region runs from base 1 to 432 and encodes 143 amino acids. Lineage: Eukaryota; Viridiplantae; Chlorophyta; Mamiellophyceae; Mamiellales; Bathycoccaceae. The record is from RefSeq and is a predicted model, not a curated record. Gene Ontology annotation, biological process: regulation of transcription by RNA polymerase II. Gene Ontology annotation, cellular component: PcG protein complex; transcription regulator complex.
AUGAGACGAAAGAAUCCACAUCCGAAAAGAGCGGUGAACGCGAGGACGGUUUUGAAGGGAGAGAAAGAAGAACCUUUGGUGUUGUGUUCGAGGAUUCCUGACGAGGAGGCUGAUCUCGAGGCAAAUCAUCAUCAGAUACAAAAAGAAGAAGAAGAAGAGGGAGAAGACGACGACGUAGAGCGAUUGCGGAGGAUUAUGUGCGUGCCACGUGACGAUGUCGUGGAGCAAAAUCAGACGCGGAAAGACGCUAAAGGAGUGAAGAGAAAGAGAGGGCACGAGUGCGAUUUUUGCGAGAAGGUGUUUCGAUAUCCAUCCAAAUUGGCCGAACACAUGCGUACGCACACGAAAGAGAAACCUUAUGAAUGUGAAGUGUGCGAGAAGCGUUUUGCUCUAGCUGGUAAUUUGGAAAGGCACAUGCGUACUCAACACUAA